Carassius carassius (crucian carp) is the source of this 1847-nucleotide messenger RNA. It is a transcript of the gene smad4b, whose product is annotated as SMAD family member 4b. Lineage: Eukaryota; Metazoa; Chordata; Actinopteri; Cypriniformes; Cyprinidae. Gene Ontology annotation, molecular function: I-SMAD binding; DNA-binding transcription factor activity, RNA polymerase II-specific; RNA polymerase II cis-regulatory region sequence-specific DNA binding. The record is from RefSeq and is a predicted model, not a curated record. Gene Ontology annotation, cellular component: heteromeric SMAD protein complex. The transcript has 10 exons. Gene Ontology annotation, biological process: transforming growth factor beta receptor signaling pathway; cell differentiation; anatomical structure morphogenesis. Bases 16 to 1548 code for a protein of 510 amino acids.
UGUUAUUCCAGCAGUAUGUCUGUCUCCAGCACACCCACCAGUAAUGAUGCCUGUCUGAGCAUCGUCCACAGUCUCAUGUGCCAUCGACAGGGAGGAGAGAGCGAGUCCUUCUCCAAACGAGCCAUAGAGAGCUUGGUGAAGAAGCUGAAGGAGAAGAAGGAUGAGUUAGACUCUCUCAUCACAGCCAUCACUACGAACGGAGCUCAUCCCAGUAAAUGUGUGACUAUACAACGCACGCUAGAUGGUAGACUGCAGGUGGCCGGUCGUAAAGGAUUUCCUCAUGUUAUAUACACACGGCUGUGGAGAUGGCCGGACCUGCACAAGAACGAGCUGAAACAUGUGAAGUACUGCCAGUUUGCCUUCGACCUGAAAUGCGACAGCGUGUGUGUGAACCCGUACCACUACGAGAGGGUCGUGUCUCCAAGCAUCGAUCUGUCGGUUCUGACUCUGGGCGGCCCAGCGUGUGUAAGUGUAGGUCCGAGUGUAGAUCCGCUGGUGAAGGAUGAGUUCGAUGCUCAGCCGUCUCAUUCUGCUGCUGAUGGAGGUCACAGUAUUCAAACUAUCCAGCACACAGCCUCCUCCUCUGCCCCGCCCGACGCUUUCAAUAGCCCCGCCCUCCUGCCGCCAGUCAACUCCACAGGCUCCGCCUCCACUUCAGCAUUCACCAGUAUGGCUGCAGGUCCAGCCAAUGCCCCCAGCUCAUGGCCCAGAGGAAGCAAUUUUCCUCCCAGCAUCCCUCAGCAGAACGGCCACCUGCAGCACCAUCCUCCUCUUCCUCAUACGGGCCAGUACUGGUCAGUGCAUAAUGAGCUGGCGUUGCAGCCGCCCAUAUCCACUCAUCCAGCUCCAGAUUACUGGUGCUCGAUUGCGUACUUUGAGAUGGACAUCCAGGUGGGCGAGACGUUUAAGGUGCUGUCUAACUGUCCCGUGGUGACGGUGGAUGGUUAUGUUGACCCGUCAGGUGGAGAUCGCUUCUGUCUCGGUCAGCUGAGUAACGUACAUCGCACAGAGGCCAUCGAGAGAGCCAGGCUUCACAUCGGUAAAGGUGUUCAGCUGGAGUGUAAAGGCGAGGGGGACGUGUGGGUGCACUGUCUCAGUGACCACGCUGUGUUUGUCCAGAGCUAUUAUCUGGACCGUGAGGCUGGACGAGCUCCGGGUGACGCCGUCCACAAGAUUUACCCCAGCGCCUACAUCAAGGUGUUUGAUCUGCGGCAGUGUCAUCGGCAGAUGCAGCAGCAGGCGGCCACGGCUCAAGCUGCAGCAGCUGCGCAGGCGGCUGCGGUGGCGGGAAACAUCCCAGGCCCGGGUUCGGUGGGAGGCAUCGCCCCUGCUAUCAGUCUGUCUGCUGCGGCAGGCAUCGGUGUGGACGACCUGCGGCGUCUCUGUAUUCUGCGCAUGAGUUUCGUCAAGGGCUGGGGUCCCGAUUACCCUCGCCAGAGCAUCAAGGAGACCCCGUGUUGGAUUGAAAUUCAUUUGCACCGCGCUCUGCAGCUCUUGGACGAGGUUCUGCACACCAUGCCUGUAGCCGACCCGCAACCUCUGGACUGAUGCUCCAACAUCAAACCUUCAGAUUUAUUACAGGUCACAUAGCUCAAAAUGACUGACCUCUGACCUCAGCCAUGAACCUCAGCAGAGUCAGAUUUUUUUUUUUUUUUUUUUACGCCAUCUGGCAACACGUUAGAGAACCAGCAAUACUAUAAAACGACACAAACUUUGAUCGAUCCAACAGGACUGUUCAUCAAAACAAAGCAAAAUCAUCUUUUUUUUAAACGAGACCUUCACUUUUGAUGUUCAAAGAGGAAAUGACCUCAUAUUGCAUUUAAUCCAGUUUACAGUGGCCACAUACA